Messenger RNA from Ochotona princeps (American pika), 3249 nucleotides. RefSeq names its product solute carrier family 24 member 4 (gene SLC24A4). The transcript has 17 exons. The record is from RefSeq and is a predicted model, not a curated record. NCBI's taxonomy places the organism in Eukaryota, Metazoa, Chordata, Mammalia, Lagomorpha, Ochotonidae. Gene Ontology annotation, molecular function: calcium, potassium:sodium antiporter activity; calcium channel activity. The coding region runs from base 625 to 2502 and encodes 625 amino acids. Gene Ontology annotation, cellular component: membrane. Gene Ontology annotation, biological process: calcium ion transmembrane transport; intracellular calcium ion homeostasis; sensory perception of smell.
ACAAAGUUCCCCGGGGCGAGCUCAUCCCCCGGAGGCCACUGGCGGAGAGGGUCGCGGGGGCUCAGGCGUCCAGAUCUGCUUUUUUACCUAGUGUGUGGAGUGGGUCGCCGCUGCCGCCAGGCUCAUCUACCGGGAAGACGGCCCCCGGCUGUGCAGCUGCUAAACUUAGGAGGGGGAGAAGGAGGAGGAGUAUGCGAGUGGGCACGGCAGCGCGGAGCGCGGGGGCGUCGUGAGUGCUGCCUGCGGGCUCCUUCGGGCACUGCUGCCAAGCGAACGAGCCCAGGCGGAGCAGGCAGGUAGCAGAUCCAGCGACCGGACUGCGCCAGCCCUGCGAACCAGGGCCGCCAGCGCCACCGUGCCGGCGUCGCCUUCUCACCACGGAGCCAUGGUGCUCGGAGCGCGCUCGCCGCGCGCAGGACUCUGAGCUCCUAUCGCACCGAGCAUCCCUACCGCCUCUCUCCUCUCCAGCUUCCUUGCCCACGGGCCAUGAAGCUUCUGCCCGGAGCCCCCUGCCUCUGAUCUGUACAUUGCUCGCUCCAGCCCCACUGCCACUGGGCCACAGAUAGCAUCCAAGCCCUGCUGCUCCCCAUCGUCUCCCAGGGAUUGAAGCCCAAGCGCUUGGAGAUGGCGCUCCGGGGGACCCUCCGGCCGCGCAAAGUUCGAGGGAGGCGAGAGAUGCUGCCGCAGCAAGUUGGCUUCGUAUGUGCGGUGCUGGCCCUGGCGUGCUGUAUGUCCAGCCUCUUCAGCAGCAUGGGGCACAAGACUGCUGCUAGCCAUCGGAUUUUACCAGACUCAUGGAGAAACAGAAAGCUGAUGGCACCCAUGAAUGGGACCCAGGGUGAGAAGAACUGCACAGACCCUGCCAUCCACGAGUUCCCCUCGGACCUGUUCUCCAACAAGGAGCGGCAACAUGGAGCUGUCUUGCUGCAUAUCCUCGGUGCUCUGUACAUGUUCUAUGCCUUGGCCAUCGUGUGCGACGACUUCUUCGUCCCCUCUCUGGAGAAGAUCUGUGAGAAACUCCACCUGAGCGAAGAUGUGGCCGGGGCCACCUUCAUGGCUGCAGGCAGCUCCACACCAGAGCUCUUUGCCUCUGUGAUCGGUGUGUUCAUCACCCAUGGAGACGUCGGGGUGGGCACCAUCGUGGGCUCUGCCGUGUUCAACAUCCUAUGUAUCAUCGGCGUGUGUGGAUUAUUCGCAGGGCAGGUGGUGCGUCUGACGUGGUGGGCUGUGUGCCGGGACUCCGUGUACUAUACCCUGAGUGUCGUCGUGCUCAUCGCGUUCAUAUACGAUGAAGAAAUCGUGUGGUGGGAAGGCCUGGUGCUCAUCGUGCUGUAUGUGUUUUAUAUUCUGAUCAUGAAGUACAACAUGAGGAUCCAAGCCUUUUUCACCAUCAAACAGAAGAGCAUUGCCAACGGCAACCCAGUCAACAGUGAGCUGGAAGAUGGUAAUGGUUUCUAUGACGGUAGCUAUGAUGACCCCUCCGUGCCAUUGCUGGGGCAAGUGAAGGAGAAGCCACAGUACGGCAAGAGCCCCGUGGUGAUGGUGGACGAGAUCAUGAGCUCCAGCCCCCCCAAGUUCACCUUCCCCGAGGCGGGCUUGCGUAUCAUGAUCACCAACAAGUUCGGGCCCAGGACCCGCCUGCGAAUGGCCAGCAGGAUCAUCAUCAAUGAGCGGCAGAGACUGAUCAACUCAGCCAAUGGAGUGAGCAGCACCAAGCCACUUCAGAACGGGCGACAUGAGAACAUCGAGAAUGGCAGCGUCCCCACGGACAACCCCAACCCCGAAGAGCCGCAGCCGGACCAGGAGCAGCCGCAGCCACAGCCUCCACCGCCACCCCCCGAGCCCGAGCCUGCUGAGGCCGUCUUCCUAUCUCCAUUCUCUGUGCCAGAGGCCAGAGGGGACAAGGCCAAGUGGGUGUUCACAUGGCCGCUCAUCUUCCUCCUGUGUAUCACCAUCCCCAACUGCAGCAAGCCCCGCUGGGAGAAGCUCUUCAUGGUCACCUUCAUCACGGCCACGCUGUGGAUCGCCGUGUUCUCCUACCUCAUGGUGUGGCUGGUGACUAUUAUUGGAUACACACUCGGAAUCCCUGAUGUCAUCAUGGGCAUCACCUUCCUGGCUGCGGGGACCAGUGUUCCAGACUGCAUGGCCAGCCUGAUUGUGGCCAGACAAGGCCUCGGUGACAUGGCUGUCUCCAACACCAUCGGAAGCAAUGUGUUUGACAUUCUGGUGGGGCUUGGCAUUCCAUGGGGCCUGCAGACCAUGGUCAUUAACUAUGGGUCCACGGUGAAGAUCAACAGUCGGGGUCUGGUCUACUCCGUGGUGCUGCUGCUGGGUUCCGUGGCGCUGACCGUCCUCGGCAUCCACCUGAACAAAUGGCGGCUGGACCGGAAGCUGGGAAUCUACGUGCUGGUUCUCUAUGCUGUCUUCCUGUGCUUCUCCAUAAUGAUAGAGUUUAAUGUCUUCACCUUUGUCAACUUGCCCAUGUGCCGAGAAGACGACUAAAGCUGAGCCACUGCCUCCGGGAGCUGUCCUGGUCACCCUGUGGCACCAGCGUCCUCCUCGCUCUCCUUCUCCCCCACCACAGGUCUCUCCUGUAGCGGCAGCUGCCGUCUGUUCUUUCACACACAGGGAGGAAGAACCAUCGGGGGUCUUUAUGGCUGCCAGCUGUCCUCCUGCUUGGAGUUAGGCCCCCAGAACACAGGACUUGGGGGCUGUUAUUUGCGGAUCUGUGAAGUUCCCUGAGCUACCAGCUAUAGGAUGGCGUCAGGUGUCCCUGCUCUUUCCUGCACGCUGUCAUCAAAAGGACUUGUAAUGCAGGCAAUUUUUCUGUUUCAUGGGCAGCCUUGGAAACGAGGCGGUUGGUGAGCAUGAGGUCUCCUGGGGCAGAUGCAAAAUGAGCAUGUGGUCCCCAAAUGUCACCUCUGGGUCUGAGGGGUGAGUUCCUUGGGCAAUGCGUGCUACUAAAAGCCUCCAACUUCUGGGAGCACUCAGAACCCCAUCGGGCAGGGCUUCCACCUCUGAAUGAGGGGCGGCUUCGCGACCGUGUUGGCAGACAUUCCGUCCCUUGUCCUGGAAAAGCUGGAAGAGAAGAAGCCGCUUCUCACAGCAGAAAAGACACUAUGAAUGCAUAUUCUUAUUACUUUGAGACAUUGAGAACAUGAAUAAUGAAAUAUUAUCAAUAAAAACAUCAUCUAGAGCAUCAUACUUGAAAAAUGUCAUUCCGUAUAAAAGGAGCAAGAUGGUGACCAA